Messenger RNA from Conger conger (European conger), 651 nucleotides. Its product is annotated as transmembrane protein 17A. Gene Ontology annotation, cellular component: ciliary transition zone. The transcript has 4 exons. The coding region runs from base 1 to 651 and encodes 216 amino acids. The record is from RefSeq and is a predicted model, not a curated record. NCBI's taxonomy places the organism in Eukaryota, Metazoa, Chordata, Actinopteri, Anguilliformes, Congridae. Gene Ontology annotation, biological process: non-motile cilium assembly.
AUGCCAGUACAUUUCACACCCAUCCCUCAGAACCUGCGCCUGGGUUUGGCCUACGCUAGCGGCUCGGUGUUCGGAAACAACAGGACAGGGGACAGCCACGAGCGGAAGAAUAACACAGCAAAUGAAGUUGUGUCAAACCUGCCUCUUCAAAUGCUCCUGUAUUUCAAUGCCUUCUUCUUCCCUUUCUGGUGGAUUUCAGAAGUAGUCAUGCUGGAGCUGAAGUUUGAUCUGUUGCCAAGAUACUACCAGUGUCUUCUGGUGGCAGGGAUGGUUCUGCUCACAAUAUUUGAGGGCCUCAGGCUUUACCUGGGCUAUGUGGGAAACCUGAAGGAAAAGGUUCCAGAGCUGGCUGGGUUCUGGCUCACCACCUUCCUGUUCCAGCUGCCCAUCCUGCUGUUCUUCCUGACGGACGAGGGCAUCGUCAUCCUGCCGCUGGAGCGGGCUGUCCACUCCAUUUACCUCCUCUUCGUCCUCUCCCAGCUGCUGACAGCCUUCCUGGCCCUGAGGACCAUGAGCCGCAAACUCACACUGCAGUUCCACCUCGACCAGUUCGGCCAGGCAGAGAACCCCCCGUUCAUGACCCCCAUCUUUGGCCCAUCGUACAGGAGGAGCGUGCUGCCAGUGACCCCAGUCAAAGAUGUCCAGCUCUAA